This is a messenger RNA of Hippocampus comes (tiger tail seahorse), 1544 nucleotides long. RefSeq names its product double C2-like domains, alpha (gene doc2a). Gene Ontology annotation, biological process: spontaneous neurotransmitter secretion; regulation of calcium ion-dependent exocytosis; exocytosis. Lineage: Eukaryota; Metazoa; Chordata; Actinopteri; Syngnathiformes; Syngnathidae. The record is from RefSeq and is a predicted model, not a curated record. The transcript is spliced from 11 exons. Gene Ontology annotation, cellular component: synapse; extrinsic component of synaptic vesicle membrane. Bases 206 to 1366 code for a protein of 386 amino acids.
AGGAAACAGACGGAGGAGCACAAAGCGUAAAGAAAAAAAAGAAGGUGAACAACUCCCAUCGCUUGCUUGCUUGCCCCCCUCCCCUCACUAUUUCCCCCUUUGCUGGAUGCCGCCCCCCUCAAUCUCCACCUGGUAGUUAGUUGACACCCGCAUCUGCUGGACGGCACUUGCUUCAGUUUCAUCUGGAUCAUCUCAACUAGGCCGGAUGAGUGCGAGGCGGACCAGGAAGAAGCUGAGCAUCUCCAUCCAAGAGCACAUGGCUAUUGAUGUGUGCCCGGGCCCCAUCCGACCCAUCCGCCAAAUCUCUGACUACUUCCCCCACCGUUCGUCCACCUCCCCUACACCCCCGCCAGGCCUCGGCCCAUCCGGGACGGGGUACGGCCAUGGUGGCGGUGACGCCGAAGCCUCAGUGGACGCCACUGGCUCGGACAGCGACGACUGCACAGCAUUGGGAACUCUGCAGUUUGAGCUGAUGUACGAGCAGGCGACCAGUCAGCUGCACUGCACUGUGAUCAGAGCCAAGGGCCUGAAGCCGAUGGACUUCAACGGCUUGGCGGACCCGUACGUCAAAGUUCAUCUGCUGCCCGGCGCAUGCAAGGCCAAUAAACUGAAAACAAAGACCAUCCGCAACUCUCUGAACCCCGUGUGGAACGAGACGCUGACCUACGAGGGAAUCACGCCGCAAGACAUGAAGAGGAAGAUGCUCAGGCUGACAGUGUGCGACGAAGACAAGCUGACUCACAACGAGUUGAUUGGCGAGUCACGGGUUUCUCUCAAAAGAGUCAAAGCGGACCACAACAACCAUUUCCACACGUGCCUGGAACAUCCUCCGCCGCUGCCGUCUCCGAGCACCAUGGGUGAAGCUCUGCGAGGGAUCUCCUGCUACUUGCGAGAGUGGGAGAACGAGCAGCUGCACAGUUUGGAGGAACGAGGUCGCCUUCUCCUUUCGCUACAAUUCUUGCCUCCGCCCGAUGACGAGCCGGAUGACAGCGGCGGCGGCGAGGGUCUCUGCGUGGGCGUGAAGCGCUGUGCUCACCUGGCAGCCAUGGACGUCAACGGCUUCUCCGACCCCUACGUCAAAAUAUACCUGAAGCCUGACAUCCACAAGAAAUCCAAACACAAAACUGCCGUGAUGAAGAGGACACUCAACCCCGAAUUUAACGAGGAGUUCUUUUACGAGAUGUCAUUGUCAGAGCUGGCCAACAAGACCCUGGAGGUGACGGUGUGGGACUACGACUUGGGACGCUCCAAUGACUUCAUAGGCGGCGUGUGUCUGGGUGCUCACUCCCUGGGCGACGCUCAUCGCCACUGGACCGACUGCCUGAAGAACAAAGGCCAACAGGUGGAGCGCUGGCAUUUUUCAUAGAACCACAACAAUAUGAACCAGUUUAUCAAGGCAGAAGCAGAAAGAGGCAAGCAAAAGGAUAGUUGGUAUUUUGAGGCUGACGGCAUUGAUCGAGCGACCUUUUUACUGACCGCACCCAUGAUUUUGGGUGACAGAGACUUUCCCUGCUUUGUUUUCUAGCUACAGUUACAUAUUGAAU